Messenger RNA from Cydia pomonella (codling moth), 2497 nucleotides. RefSeq names its product adenosine deaminase 2-like. NCBI's taxonomy places the organism in Eukaryota, Metazoa, Arthropoda, Insecta, Lepidoptera, Tortricidae. The record is from RefSeq and is a predicted model, not a curated record. Gene Ontology annotation, molecular function: adenosine deaminase activity. Gene Ontology annotation, biological process: inosine biosynthetic process; adenosine catabolic process. The transcript has a single exon. The coding region runs from base 497 to 2044 and encodes 515 amino acids.
CAAUAUUUUCCAAUGUUAAUGGCAUUAAAAUCAUGACCUAUAUAGUAUCAACUAACCAUUUCUCAUCCUAACCUAAGAUAGAUCUUACGUCUUACAUAUGUAACGGUUUUUUAACACAUUGUCUGGUCAUUGACCCAUCCACCUAAAUAUAUCGCUAAACGUCUAUCAUAUCAAUCAAUAAAACUCAAACCUACACGUUCAAUGACCGACCCCAUAAUUUACCAACAGCGAGAAAAAACUACAGAGGUAACAUUGAUAAACGCAGCGUACGUUAAUAAUGAUCCCUCAGUCUCGAGUUUAUUUGCGUAACUCCACCAUUGCCUUGAAUUUUUUAUUCACUUCUGUGUAAAAGCUAUUUGCCGCGAAAAAUAAAACUUACUAGGCAAGGUACCUAUAUAAACGAACGGACGUCAACACUCUGACCACAGUAAUCACACUCGAGGCGUCGAGUCAAGACGGAGUCUCAAUCCCGGUGUCCCGCGAAAAAAACAACAACAUGCGGCUUAUUGUAAUCGCGAAUGUUUUGUGUUUGCUCUCCGCUGAUCCGUCCCGCGCGAGAGCCAUCGAUGACAACAAACCAAUUAAUGAUUACACGCACAACAGAGCAGAUUUAAUAGAACUGGAACUCCACGAAUCUGUCGGAGGCAAACUGCAUCUCACAGAAAAAGAAAAAGCCGUCAACGAUAUCCUCAUGCGCUUGAAAGAGAGAGAACUGGACAACUCUUUUGAUAACCCGCAGUUUUUUAACUUUUCUAGGCCAUAUUUUACGUAUAAAGACGAUAUGAAGCACUCUAAAGUGUAUCAAUUGAUGCGACGGAUGCCGAAAGGGGCGGCGUUGCACGUGCACAGCUCCUUGAUGCUCGACGCGGAUUACUUGGUGAAGCUGACGUAUGAGGACCACUUAUACGCUUGUCUCACAGAGGACGAUUUAAAAUUACACUUCUCCGACGCUGAGCCGCUGCGACCUUGCCCGGUUAAAUGGAAUCUCCUGAGCACACUCAGACACGUAUCCGAUGACGUAGCCCAAUUUGACGCAAAAUUAAAGGAACACUUCACUUUAGGCACCGAAGACCAUAUGGGAUUUAAUACAAAUGUGAAUGAAGCGUGGAAACAGUUCAACAAAGUUUAUUACACGAUUAAAUCUUUGAUAAACUAUAGACCUGUCAGAGAAAAAAUGUUUUACCAAGCUUUACAGGACUUUUACAAUGACAAUGUUAUGUAUAUUGAAGUGCGUAGCGGUUUAUCAAGCUUGUACGAGCUAGAUGGCACUCAGCAUGAUAAAAUAUAUUUAGCUACUCUUUAUAAGGAAGUUACGGACAAAUUCAUCAAGGAAAAUCCAGAUUUUAUCGGAAUAAAGAUUAUCGUUACCAGAGCCCGUUCAGCAAGUAUGGAACAAGUGCGUGAAUCUAUAAACUUGGCUCGUCAGUUAAAGAAGAUCAUGCCAAACAUAUUCGCUGGUUUCGAUCUCGUUGGCCAAGAAGACUUGGGAAAACCUUUAAGAAAUUUCUUGCCAGCUCUAUUAGAAGCCAAGGAUGAGAUAAAUUAUUACUUCCACGGUGGUGAGACCAACUGGUACGGGACUCCAACGGACGAGAAUCUUUUUGAUGCUAUAUUGCUGGGGUCUAAAAGGAUAGGACACGGGUAUGCGCUGAUGAAGCACCCAGCUCUUAUUAAAGCCAUCCACCGUAAAGACAUAGCUAUAGAAGUGAAUGUGAUAUCAAACUCGGUGUUGUCCUUAGUCCAGGACCUGCGAAACCAUCCCCUGGCGACGUACCUGGCGCUGGGGCUCCCCGUGGUGCUGUCGAGCGACGACCCCGGCGUGUGGGGCGCGAAGCCUCUGUCAGACGACUUCUACGUAGGUUUUGUGGCCAUCGCCAGUAAACACGCCGACUUAAGGAUGCUGAAGCAACUGGCGAUCAACUCUAUAAGGUACAGUGCUUUAGAUGACAAGGGAAAAACGAAGUUAUUCCAAUCAUUUGAGAAGAAAUGGAACGAGUUCAUUGAUGGUGUUAUAGUUGAUAGUGAUGCUCUACUAAAAUUGUGAUUACUACCCUCAUAAGAAGAAAAGGUGAAAUUUAUGGACUGAAUAAUAUAUGUAUUUUAUAGGAAGAUGCACUCAUUGUAUUUAUUUGCGGUAUUAUAGAUAUACAUAGAUUAGGGGAUAUCCCAGUAUUUAGGAAUAUCUUGUAUGUGCUUACUCAUAUUACAAAUUACAAAGCUCCAAAUCUUCACACGGAUGGGCACAAGUGCUAUGUAAGGAUUUACAUAGGUAGUUGAUGGACCUUCUCUACUUCCAUGUAUUAAUAAUUAAGUGUUAUGUACAUAGGUAUGCUCAUGUUUAUAGAAAUAGUUUAUAAAUGUAUAAGAUUUCAUAAAUAAACUUUAUAGCCAUCUUAUAAUCAAUCAUUGCCAUAUUAUAUGUAAGCACAUUACGUAUUUACAUAUAAUAUGACAGGUAGGCAAACGAAGUAUUUUAUAAAAACUAUGAACAAAAUCA